AUGGAAACGAAGCCAACCCCACCUAAGCAAAAUGUAGCCAUACAAAAGAACAUCUUAGACGCAAAACUAUCCAAGGAUAGUCAGAACAAUGAGAGAAAAAUUAAGCACAACAAGAAUUCACUUAUUUUGAGUAAACAGUUUUAUGGAAUAAUUGGAGGAAUUACAGUUGGAAUAUUAGGGAUCCAAGGCACAUACGGUUUUUUGCUCUUUUCCUUAUUCACUGUAAUAGGGACAUUAAUGACCUUCUCUCAUAUCAGAACUGACUUUAAGUCUUAUUUUAUGAAACCAUCUGACAUUUUGUGCCGUGACUUUUUUAGUGGAUUGAUAGUAAGCUUAUAUGGGAUCCUUCAUAUUAUUCUGGACCUUAUCCUACGAUUUAAUAUACAUUUUUUGAAGGCAAGUAUGGACUUGGACCUAAACCUACAUGAGAAAUACUUCCUAAACACGAUAAAAGAAAAGUUGGGAAAAAACUCUCCUAACACCGGCGUAUCUAGUAAGUAUGAAUCCAUUUUUAUCAGUGGCAUUUUUUGGGUCCUAAGUGGGCUCACAAUAGUAAGGAAGAAUAGAAAGAGCCUCGAUGAGGUACUCGAUAGGAAGGUAAUAGACACCCUCUACUCCGUAGUAAUGAAAUGUUUGGAGAAAAAGAAAAUUAAGCAGAAAUACAUUUACAAGUUAAAAAAGGAAAAGCACUUUUUAUCAAAUGAGGAUAUUGACCAAAUAGUUGGUGCGUCGAAAAGUGGCCCUAGCAGUUUGUAUGAGGUGGUUUGUGGCAAGGGAGAAGACAGUGGAUUAUCAGCCCAGUGCGAAAAUGUCCCGACUAGUCAUAAAAAGAAGUGCGACGAAAAGGCAGUUUUAACGGAAGAAAGAAAUGCGGAACGGAUAGCUACGCCAGAAUGCGCAAACCGAGUGGAAGGGGAAGAAUCCAACAGAGUCGUGAAGACGACAAGUGUGUGUAAAAGGAAAAAAAAGAGAUUCUAUCUAUGUGGAUUCAGUCCAUGCAGCAAAAGCAACCUAUACGAGGCGAACGUAAUAUCCACCUUAAGCGCUAUUCAAGUAUUAUUUUUGUUAAACAAAAUAAGUGAAGAAGAUAUAAGCACGAAAAUGAUCCUGGAGAUAUACAAUUUUGUUUACUUCCUUUUUGAUGAGAAGAAAGGUUUUUACCACUUUUCACUGAGCAGUGCAAGGUUUCAAUUCGAUGGCGAUAUGCGUUUCAUGUUCUGUGCCUUAUCAGUUUUACAUUUUUUAUCCCUCCUGUUGAGGAAGCGAAAUGUUCGUAUUAGUUUGUAUAACAAUGAUGAGAGAUGUGCCCACUGGAUAUUAACCUGCUUAAACUUGGAUGGAGGUUUUUCAAACAUCCCCGGGGCAGAGUCACAUGCAGGCACGACGUUUUGUGCGAUCAAUUCUUUAAACAUGCUAAGGGUCAGGGGGAGUGAAAAUUACUUGUCAGAUAACGGCCUCUUACGCGGGAAACUAAUUAGAUGGCUCUGUGAUAGGUAUGACAACUUGGGCAUUAAUGGACGUGUCGGAAAGGACCACGAUGUCUGUUACGCGUGGUGGGUUUUGGGAAGUUUAGUUGCCCUGAAAACAAAUUUAACUGAACUGUUUAAUGUAAACAUUUUAAUUACCUUCAUUUUGACGUGCCAAGAUAAACAGAAGGGAGGUUUUUCAAGAACGGCAUUUAAAAAUAAUGGGGAUAGAAAUAAGCCCUUUAAUUUUUAUGAGGGGGAAAAUUUAUCCCACCAAGAAGCGGACCUCUUUCAUAGCUUCUUCGCCCUAUGUGCUCUCUCACUUAUAUAUCACAAUUUUUGUCAUUAUAAAAAGAAGCACCGAAAGAAAUUUCAGCUGCUCGGUGGGGAUGUAAUUCCACAGGAGUUAGAGUGUACCCUCUCCCAGAUGUGCAUUGCGUGUGCCGUGGAUAAGUGA
Messenger RNA from Plasmodium coatneyi, 1923 nucleotides. RefSeq names its product Geranylgeranyl transferase type2 beta subunit. Bases 1 to 1923 code for a protein of 640 amino acids. Gene Ontology annotation, molecular function: Rab geranylgeranyltransferase activity. Gene Ontology annotation, cellular component: Rab-protein geranylgeranyltransferase complex. Lineage: Eukaryota; Apicomplexa; Aconoidasida; Haemosporida; Plasmodiidae. The transcript is spliced from 5 exons. The record is from RefSeq and is a predicted model, not a curated record. Gene Ontology annotation, biological process: protein geranylgeranylation.